This is a messenger RNA of Theileria parva strain Muguga, 2934 nucleotides long. RefSeq names its product Utp21 specific WD40 associated putative domain protein. Gene Ontology annotation, biological process: rRNA processing. Gene Ontology annotation, cellular component: Pwp2p-containing subcomplex of 90S preribosome; small-subunit processome. Gene Ontology annotation, molecular function: protein binding. The transcript has 9 exons. Bases 89 to 2890 code for a protein of 933 amino acids. The record is from RefSeq and is a predicted model, not a curated record. NCBI's taxonomy places the organism in Eukaryota, Apicomplexa, Aconoidasida, Piroplasmida, Theileriidae.
UAUUAUAUGUGAUAAAUAAUGAAAAUUAAAUCGCAAAAUUAGUAGAAAACCACAAAAUUUUAUUUGUAAAUUAUAAAAUGUAAAUAAAAUGUUCAAUGUUAACGAUUCUACCGAGAGAAGGUCGUCAAUUUUUAGUCCUAGCGGACAGAUAGGAUUAAUCUGUGACGGAAACUCAUUUUGCUUGAAUCAUCUAGGAACUUCCUCUUUUAUAAUAGUAUCUGCUCUUGGCCAGUUUGUAGUAUACGAUUCCUUGUCGCUUAGGGUGGUUUUUAUAUCCCUUCCCUUAAAAUCUAAUAUUAAAUCUAUCGCAUCUGAGUAUGAGAAUGUAUUUUUAGUAUUGAAGGACAAUUCACUGUACGUAUUCCAUAAAUAUGAACACAGAGAAAUUACACAUGAACAUGCCUCUGAGAUUAUUGAUGUUUUUUAUCACCAGAAUCAGUUGGUAACCUACACAGCUUCAGAACUAAUUACAUAUAUUAAGGCUUCUUCUGAUGAUGAUAAUUCUGUGCCUAAAUGGACCCUUGAAAAGGUUAUUAGAAUGGAUAGUAUCUCAGAGAUUACAACUGUUUUCCCACUUUUGGGAAUGAAUAACAAAGUUCUGGUGGGAUUUUUAGACUCUUCACUAAUCUUACUAAACCUUAAAUCAGGAAAAACGUUAUAUAAAUUUACUAAACACAUUUGUAAUGGUAAUAACACAGUAGAUGGUGUUGAAAGUAAUGGUUCUGACUUGGGAGGAGUAUCAGUGAUGGCACAAUCAUGUAAUAAUAGUUCAGGAGUAGUGGCAAUCGGUUACAACAGUGGAUAUGUGUCAAUAUUUGACGUUAAUAAAGAUGAGUUUUUGGGAGGAUUUACCCUGACAAAGAAACAAAACCAACCAAAAUCUAUGAGUUUUGUACUUGAUUAUCUUGGAAUCACAUCAAAAUCUGAUUCCUUAACAAGACCAGAGCUUUUAGUGGUUGGGACUUCAAGUGGAGAUUUGGUAGUUUUUGAUCUACUCAAAUUUGCAGUAAUUUCAACCAUAGAAUUGGCCCAUAAUACUCCAGUUGUUAGACUAAUGCAUAUUGAAGCUGAUAAAUGCUUGAUAUCUCUAGGUGAAAAUUCAAUGAUAACCUGGAGCAUGGACUCUGAUAAGUCAUUUUUAAGAGAAUUGAGAAGUAGGAAAGGGUUUAUUGGAACUAUUAACCUCUUAACACCAUAUGACGAUGAGGAACAUGACCUGUUGGUGUGUAGUAGUAAUGAAGGAUCGGGGAGUUUGGGAAAGAUGUCAACAAUUCAACAACAUCAGUGUGUAACCUUUUCCACGAAAUCUUCUAAAACUAAGUUGAAGAAGAUAACUGGGAUAUCCUCAUGUUACCAAAGACAUUACGACUGGCCCAACAUAGUAACAUGUCACCUUAACUCACAUCAAGUCCACGUUUGGAGUGGAUUUAAGAAGAUUCUGACUGACAAGGUGCUUAAAGCCCCUGAAAUGAACUCAGUUGCAACAUCUGUUUGCCUAACCAAGUGUGGUAACUACGCCAUUGUGGGUUACCAAAAUGGGCAAAUCCAUCUUUUCAUGCUACAAAGCUGCAAUUACGAUUCUGAGUUUACAAGAGGUGAUGAAAAUAACCCGUUACCAGCACAUUCAUCGCAGGUUAUUAACAUCUCACUGGUUGGCAAUUCGAAAAUCAUUUCAAUUUCAAAUUCAAAAACAGACCGAAUGAUACGUGUAUGGGAUGUGAUAAAGGUAAAGAUGGAUAUGGAGUACGACCCAGAGAUACCCAAGGGAGUAGGAGCCUACAAUUCAGCAGUUGGCAAUUUUUUAACAGCACUGGCUUGUACUGACGAUAACAUUUACGUGCUUGAUGUCAAGGGAAAUGUUAUUAUAAGGAAAAUUACAUAUCACUCCAAAGUUAAUUCUAUGAAAUUUCACAUGAAUGAUAGUUGGUUGAUGAUGACGACUGAAAGAGGAACCAUGUUGGUGUACGAUAUAUUAUCGGCUUGUUAUGUUGACUACGUUGAGUUUCUUGGGAAAAUCUUGGAUUUUCAUAUGGAUUCAUCGGGUUCUUUUAUGCUAGUAUCAAAUGAAAAGGCGCCUGGAGUAGUAUUACAAUAUGCAAAUAAACACGCAUUUGAGUUGUUUCCAAAGUCUAUACUUUAUAAAGAUAUACCAAAACAACCAAUUCCAGUAGAUAUUCCACCAUCAAAGAUUGAUUUGGACCAAACAGUAGAGUCGGAAGAUGAGAACAAAACUGAGGAAACUGAAUUUCAAUCAACUAAAUCACAAAUUGAGGCAGGCUUGAUAACGUUAUCGGGAUUAUCAUAUUCUAAACUACAAACGAUGUUGUUUUUAGAUGAGAUUAAGGAAAGAAGUAAGCCAAAAGAACCACCCAAAACAAAUGACAAUUUACCAUUUUUCCUACCAACAACUUAUAAAGAUGGGCAACUGGUGUUUGUGGAACCUGAGCCUGAAGAGAUAGAAACACCGAAACCAAGAGAAUCACUCCUUAAAUCCACAGAUUCCCAGACACAGUUUGAGUUACUUUUAUACUCAAAUCAUGAAGAUAAGUUUGAAAGGAUGAUGGAAUAUUUGUUAGAACAGAGUCCAGCAAUGGUACAUAUAUCACUAGGACUGUUUUCCGAGUCAAAUAUGGAGGAGACAUUGUGUGAGAUGUUGAGGUUUUUUCAGUAUCAAGUGAAGAGUAAAAGGAACGCAGACGCCUUGCAAGUUUUUUUACACCUUUUCCUCAAAUUCCAUGCGGAAAGACUUACUAACCUUAAAAGCUCAGAUGCUAAGAAAAUAAUGUGUGAACUAAAAACGGAUCUAAAAACGGCUUACAAGCUAUUGCAGGAAAGCUUUGAUAAAACCUCCUGUUAUAUCAAAUUCCUUACACAUUUGCAAUUAGAUUAAUUUAAUCACGAUUUAACGCUUAAGUAAACUGUUGUAUUAAUGAA